UCUCAACCUCACAUUAAGAUUCAAGAUACGGUUCCCUUCGACUUGGCCUCAACUCCCAAUUUUCACGGCGGAGAGAGAGAGCGAGAGACCGAAAAUGGCUGCUACAACCCUUUUCUCCGCUCCGAUAACUCCCCAUCAACACCCAAUUUCUAUUUCCUCUUUUGGUUCUAAAAGUUCGCGGGCCCAAUCUCCAUUUAUACUCCUCCGAGGCCGAGCUUCCUCCUCAACUUCCAGUUCCACUGUCGAUAAACAAGAAGAAGAGGAAAGUAGCUCAUCUGACAUCCUUACUAACCAAUCAGGAGGUUGUAAGGCAUGUGGGAAAGCAGAGAUAGGGUGGGGAUGCAAUGGUGAAGGAAGGAUUCAAGGUGGAAUUGCAACCGUACCAGGGUUUGGUUGGUGGCCUAUAAAGGCUUACAGGCCUUGCCCUGAUUUUGUGGCCACCGGUGGUCGCUACCGCCGCCAAGGCCAGAGCAUGGAUGAAGUUGCUGGCUUUGGGAGCGUCCCAAGAAUUUCAGCCACCACCACCACCUCCUCCUCCGCAGCCACUGAAGAAACUCAAUCAAGCGACAAGAAACAAGGGCCAAAGAAAUUUAAGAGAUGAAGAGAAGAGAAGAUCUUCAAACAAGUUGUUUUCAAUUCAAUGGGUUAGGGCUACGAUAUCAAUUCGAGAUUGUUAUCAUAUAUGUGUAUAUCUGAAAUGAAUGAUGCCAAUAUCACAAUAUGUAAAGCCUGUAUGGGACAACAAUGAGAAAUGACCUAAAAUAUGUUGUAUUUGUAGACAAAAUUAGGUCCAUCUUGUUUGACAAAACUAUUGAAUGGUGAAGAC
Molecule: messenger RNA, 826 nt
Organism: Lactuca virosa
Lineage: Eukaryota; Viridiplantae; Streptophyta; Magnoliopsida; Asterales; Asteraceae
Source: the annotation of a GenBank genome assembly